Molecule: messenger RNA, 1694 nt
Organism: Fomitiporia mediterranea MF3/22
Lineage: Eukaryota; Fungi; Basidiomycota; Agaricomycetes; Hymenochaetales; Hymenochaetaceae
Product: FAD-binding domain-containing protein
Exons: 10
Coding region: 1-1599 (532 amino acids)
Molecular function (GO): oxidoreductase activity; FAD binding
Source: RefSeq, a predicted model, not a curated record
AUGACCGCAGUAAAUGUAUUCAGUGUUGGGUAUAAAACCACGACGGUGUGGUACUGUUCGUUAAGCGCGGCCGUGCACUACUUCUCGAUGUUGAUCAAAACAGCUUCGCGACUUGUUGGGUUCACAGUCCUUGCACUGGGAAUGCCUGCCCGUGGUUCCCCGUCUUUAGGUCCUCGGGCGGAUGCUGCAGCCCAGGCAUGUCAACUAUUACAAGCCAGUUUUCCGCAGCUGGUGUCAUUUCCGGGUUCUGAACAGUAUGAAACAGAUAUUGAUCACUGGGCCUUUACAAGCAGUCAGAAUGCGACAUGUGCUGUGGAACCAGCUAAUGCAGACGAUGUUGGUGCAAUUCUAAAAAUCAUUGGUCGAGACAGCAUUCGCGCUCCCUUUGCUGUUAAAGCUGGCGGACAUGCUCUCAACAAAGGUUUUAGUUCAACGCCGGGAGUUCAGAUCUCAAUGGCUAAAUUCACGGGAUUGUUGGUUGACGCUGUGAAUAGCACUGUCACUGUAGGUGCAGCUCUGACUUGGGGUCAGGUAUACAGUCAGCUUGAGCCGUUUGGGGUUAUGCUUACAGGUGGUCGUAAUGGUGAAGUAGGCGUAACUGGUCUGAGCCUUGGUGGAGGCUACUCUUGGAAGACCAACCAAUUCGGUCUGACGAUUGAUACGAUCGUCUCCUACAACCUUGUUCUUCCAUCUGGUCAACAGGUACUCGUCACAAACACGACUUAUCCAGACCUCUUCUUCGGGCUCAAGGGCGGUUUAAAUAACUUCGGAAUCGUCACCGACAUUACAUUCGAGAGCCACCCGCAGGGUCUCGUAUUCGCGGGUGAGAUUGAAUAUGGCCUCAAUGUGACCGAUCGCGUGAACGCCGCCAUAGGCAACUUCUCGUUGAACAAUACGGACCCAAAGGCUCAAUUGGUAGUCACGUAUACGUAUGUAGCUGGGCAGUUUCAGACUGUUGUUGUCCCCUUCUAUGAUGGACCAAACGCUCCAACGGGAAUAUUUGAUGAAUUCUUUGCUAUCCCUUCUGUUCAGUCUAAUAUCACGACGAGGUCGUUUGUCGACUUUGUGAAUCUUAUUUCAGGGGAUCUUGGUCUUGAUAUUGGGCUCGCUGCUACGGCUGUACCUAUUACGACCUACCCACAGUCUCUGCUUGAUAAGAUAGUCAACGAGACAAUCACGACGGGGGAUAAACUUACUGCUGCGACUAACUCGACUGUCGUUGUGAUAAUGGUGCCCGAACCGUUCUUGAACCCCUUCUCUCAUUCGCGUGGAGGCGCAUAUCCACACCCUCCAUCCCGCCAAGUCACGCCUUCUUCUCCUGAGAUCGCGUACCCGAUUAAUUCAAACUUGACUGCGGAUGAGCAAGAAGCAUUCUACAACCUGAUAGUAUCUGCCGAGAAAGAAUAUGCGCAUAACAUCCAGGCAGCAGCUGUAGCUGAGGGGGUCAGCAAGUGGGACGAUAUCUUGUAUCCCAAUUACGCCAUUGCGGACACUCCGCUUGAGCUCCUGUAUGGCGACAACGUAGAGAGGCUCAGGCAGAUUGCGACGAAGUAUGAUCCUCAGGGUGUCAUGAAGUUGACUGGCGGGUUUCACUUUUAAUUAUUAAGCUUGUGGCCCUACAGAGGAGAGAAGAGCUUGCAGUUGGUGCAGUUAUCUACAGCUCGGACAAUGUGAUAAACUUCCGUACUUGUUCG